Aspergillus neoniger CBS 115656 is the source of this 978-nucleotide messenger RNA. RefSeq names its product putative HIT finger domain protein. The coding region runs from base 1 to 978 and encodes 325 amino acids. Gene Ontology annotation, biological process: chromatin remodeling. The transcript is spliced from 2 exons. NCBI's taxonomy places the organism in Eukaryota, Fungi, Ascomycota, Eurotiomycetes, Eurotiales, Aspergillaceae. The record is from RefSeq and is a predicted model, not a curated record. Gene Ontology annotation, cellular component: Swr1 complex. Gene Ontology annotation, molecular function: nucleosome binding.
AUGUAUCACGUCGAACUCCUCCCCAACAGCACAACCACCCACGCCACUCCCGGGUGGACCUACGUCCCCGAUCGCGGAUUCGACCCAGCCAAAGCCGCCAUCACGCCCGCCAUCGGCCGCAAACGCGGAAUCCGCGAUCCAGGCCGAGCGGACCUCUCCUCACGACAGAACAAUGCUAUCGUUCGACAUCUCGCGGAGCUGGAUCGCGAGAAUCAUCGCGACGUGCAGAUCUCAAUUCCAGUAAAACAGAAGGAUGCGUCUGGUCGAGGCACAAGAGGCAAAGUCACCUCCAACGUCCGCCGGAUCCUCCAAUCCCAAAAGACCUUCCGCAACUACCUCGACGACGAAGAAGCCGCUCUAGCGCAGCAAGCAUCCACCCAGCAAACCCAACAACAAGCCUCCUCCACCUCCACCUCCUCGCACCGCCCCUCCAUCAACAAAAUCACCAAACCGGGCUCUACCUCUCGGCGCAGCUCAACACCCCUAACAGCAGCACCAACACCAAAGCCCGAUACCUCCUCGCGCAGUAAUCGCAAAGCACAACGCCCAUGCUCCACCGCCCCGACCUCCUCCCGCGCCUCAACCGUAACCACCGCCGCCGAAACAGAAACAGAAACACCAGCCCCCGACAAAGACCAAUCCCAAGACAAAGACAACACCGAAUCGAAGGAGAAGGAAGCGGAGGAGGAGCAAAACCCCCAUGAACUGAUAAAAUCCGAACACGACAACGACCCCCUUUUGAAAUCAUAUAUUCCCUCCGCGCCGUCGGAACGUAUCAUGCAGGCUUUGCUCGCUGAACCGCCGUUGACGUAUCAUGCAUCGCGCGCUGGCCCGCCGAUCGCGAGGAAAUCGCCGCGAUAUUUCUGCUGUAUGUGUGGGUAUUGGGGGAAGAUUCGGUGCAAGAAUUGUCAUUUGAGGACUUGUGGGUUGGGGUGUUAUAAGGUGCAUGAGGAUUCGAGGUGCGGGGCGUUUUUCUAG